Vicia villosa (hairy vetch) is the source of this 264-nucleotide messenger RNA. RefSeq lists its product as uncharacterized. The record is from RefSeq and is a predicted model, not a curated record. The transcript has a single exon. NCBI's taxonomy places the organism in Eukaryota, Viridiplantae, Streptophyta, Magnoliopsida, Fabales, Fabaceae. Bases 1 to 264 code for a protein of 87 amino acids.
AUGGAGAAACAGAUUGAGGAAGAGAAAAAACUGGGAGAAGGGCCUCAAAUAUCGAGGAUGGAGCCAGUGACAGAAGGUGCCUAUGGUGGUGGAAUGUACGGUACAGAAAAAAAUCAACAAGAAAAACAAACAAAACCACCAGCAAGUGAUACUCAAAGUGCUGAUGGACCAGUUGAAAAGAAUGCUAUGAAACCCAAACACAAUCCUCCUCCUUCAUCUGGGGAUCGUGAUAUAGAUAUCACUGGCCAAUCCUAUAUUCAGUAA